AGAUAGAUCAUUCAUUGCGCUCGAGUCGGUCGGGGCAGCCACACGCGUAUUUUAGAUUGCAUAACACCUUCUUACGACGCCCGCCACCGCUGGCUAACCACAAACCAUAAAGCACCAUUCGAAUUUCAAAAAUAAAUCCCGCCAAUGCCAACUUGUCAAAUGCAACUGGCUGAAUAAUUGAUUAUCAUGUGCAUUGUUGAGUGAUUUUUAGCAACAAGGUUUUGUUAUUUUUAUCAUGUGGGUUCGGAAGGAGGUUCCUUGGUUAUCAUGUGUCGUGUUGCUGGUAGCAUUGACGACGACCGGAUGCUCCGAAGAAGGCUCCCGUGUGAAGCGAGUGCGCGCCGACUCGUCGGGGCUGGCGGGACAGGAGCCCCCGCAGGCGCUGGACGCGGAGCCCGAGCCCGCGGUCGCGCCCCCUGCCUUCCUCAGCCGCUCGGUGAAGGAGUACUUGGAGCUGGGGAUGGCUAUACCUGGCAAGCCAGGGACAGACUACCCGGUGCUGGGCGCGGUGCCGUACACCAACUUCUACUGCGACGACCAGCCCUACCCGGGCUUCUUCGCGGACAUGGACACCAGGUGCCAGGCGUGGCACUACUGCGACAUCGACGGGCGACAAGCCUCCUUCCUCUGUCCCAACGGGACAAUCUUCUCUCAGGCCGUCGCGUCCUGUGAUUGGUGGUUCAACGUGCGAUGCUCGCUGUCUCCCUCACUCUACCCGCUCAACGCAAGACUCUACCGGCGGAGAAGGAAACAGAAGAAGCCACAGCCGCAUAGGCUCAUCGACAAACAGUUGUUGGAUGAGAUCUUCUUGUAGUUCGCUAGUGCUUGUGUAGAUGGCGUUGUUAGUGUGUUGAGUUAUGAGGAGUUUUCAGUUGCCAUUGUGUUGUGUGAACUUUUUGUGCUUUCGUUUGUGAUGUUGGUUCUAAAGGCGGGGUGGUAUUUUUUAAACGCAAUAAUCGACAAUACAUAAUAAGAAUUAAGUCAAGUCUUCAAUAAUUAAAAUCAGCAAUACCGUUUUGAAGCUUCAAGCUUUGCAGGUUUUCAUAAGUUUAGAUUAAAGUUGACAAAUGAUAGAGAUACCAUUAUUUUUCUUAUGUUUAAGUUUA
Messenger RNA from Plutella xylostella (diamondback moth), 1106 nucleotides. RefSeq lists its product as uncharacterized. Gene Ontology annotation, cellular component: extracellular region. NCBI's taxonomy places the organism in Eukaryota, Metazoa, Arthropoda, Insecta, Lepidoptera, Plutellidae. Gene Ontology annotation, molecular function: chitin binding. The record is from RefSeq and is a predicted model, not a curated record.